UUCUUCGUGAUGAAUUUCGUAUUGAACCGCAAAAUACACGCAUAGCACAGGGUGAUACGGCUCUCUUGGAAUGUGCCGCACCACGUGGUGUACCCGAACCAGUGGUAUUUUGGAAAAAAAGUGGUCAAAUCUUAGAUAUGGAAUCGACGAAGAGAAUACGCAUAGUAGAUGGUGGCAAUUUAGCCAUACAAGAUGCCCGUCAAAGUGAUGAGGGUCAAUAUCAGUGUAUUGCCAAAAAUCCAGUAGGCAUACGAGAGUCUACAAUGGCCACCUUAAAAGUUCACAUUAAACCAUUUAUUAUACGUGGCCCACAUGAUCAAACCGUUUUGGAGGGUUCAUCAGUGACUUUCCCUUGUCGUGUUGGCGGUGAUCCAAUGCCUGAUGUUUUAUGGUUGCGCACUGCUUCUGGCGGCAAUAUGCCAUUAG
This is a messenger RNA of Lucilia cuprina (Australian sheep blowfly), 426 nucleotides long. Its product is annotated as protein sax-3. The transcript has 2 exons. The annotation marks the transcript as partial. Lineage: Eukaryota; Metazoa; Arthropoda; Insecta; Diptera; Calliphoridae. Gene Ontology annotation, cellular component: neuron projection. The record is from RefSeq and is a predicted model, not a curated record.